This is a messenger RNA of Clonostachys byssicola, 1172 nucleotides long. Lineage: Eukaryota; Fungi; Ascomycota; Sordariomycetes; Hypocreales; Bionectriaceae. The record is from the annotation of a GenBank genome assembly.
AUGGACUCCAGCCAGUACGGGCAUUCUUCAUCUCAGAACAAGAUUCCUCCUCUCGAAGACGUUCAGACCCUUGGUACCUUUCAUUACCAGGAUCAAAAUCGCACACCAGCCAAGAUCGGUGUCAAUGGCAUCAUUGACAAGGGCUUUUUCCAGGCUGAUGGCGAGUGGACUUGUUAUCGAAGGAACUACUUCUCAUGUGUCUGUUCGUUUACUAUAACCCCUUAUUUUCCCGGCGUCCCCGUCAGCUUCACUCCAUCAGGCUCAAACAGCCAGCCAUCAGUCAUCCAUGGCUUUGCCAUGUGCAUCUCCGCCGUUGUCUCCGAAAACGACCAGCACUCCAUCGAGCUCGUUCAGCAUACCCCUAAACGAGACAAGGGUCCUACGAAGAACCCCCCUAAGAUUCCACUGAUGGCAAAACAGGAUACGGGAGCAGGCCACAAUCACAUUGGACUAUUCGGUGCUAAUAACAAUGUGGGCCAUGGAGGAAAUUCAUGUUCUUACCCCGACGGCUGGGUCAUCUCUGAUACCAAUGUCAAUACACCGCAAACGGAGUAUACCUUUGAGCGGAUCCAGUUCAAGCAGGCCACCCAGAAUAAUGGUAAACGAAGAGCUGCUCAGCAGUAUUAUCACCUCAUUAUCGAACUCUGGGCGAAUACAGCCCCCCCGGGAACCAACAAGGAACAUUGGCUCAAAAUUGCCUACCGCAAGUCUGCUAAGAUGAUUGUCAGGGGGCGCUCUCCUGGACACUACCAGAACGACCGCCGGGGCAGCUCCAGCAACGGGCCAUCUGGCAGCGGAGCCGGCAUGGGCAAUAACUAUCCUCACAUAGGCGGCUCAGGAGAGUACGGCAGUGCCAGCUCAAUGCUUAGCAACUACACAGGCUACAGCAACGCCACAGGAACGGUGUAUGGAAGCCAUCGUCAUCACCACGGUCUGCCGGCCGAGACAAUGAUGGCUCCCGAGGAGGAAAAGGCCGUCGAGAGUACAAAGGCUUACCAGUACUACCCUGGUGCCCUCUACGAAAGCCAUGGUGAUCAGAUGUUUAAUCAUCAUAGCGGAACCGAUGCCAUGGCGACCCAUGUGACAACUGAUAUGUCGAGCAAGGUCAAACAUGAAUAUGACAGCUCCAGUAGCGCGCUGCCCCGCCUUACUCAUCCGACAACCGACCAUAG